This is a messenger RNA of Polychytrium aggregatum, 1080 nucleotides long. RefSeq lists its product as uncharacterized. NCBI's taxonomy places the organism in Eukaryota, Fungi, Chytridiomycota, Chytridiomycetes, Polychytriales. Bases 171 to 791 code for a protein of 206 amino acids. The record is from RefSeq and is a predicted model, not a curated record. The transcript has 2 exons.
UUUUUCCUCCCUCUCCGCACCGCAAUCCAUCGUCCUGCCCGAGCCUUGGGCAUCUGCUCCCCGGACUGCCGCAACCUUGCCCCGAGCGGCAUCGCUCUACCACCCGCAUCCCGGACCCGAAUCUCGUCUGCCCCAACCGAACGACCCAGCCAAAUCCUAGCUCCUUUACUAUGAAUUCCUGUUUGCGUGCCCUCUGGUACAUCGCUCGCCAACGGGGCGCACAGGCACCCAAGCAGCAGCUCCGUCUACUGUGGAGCCCAACACUCCGCCUGCCAGCAUCGACGGCAUCGACGGCAUCGACGGCAUCAACGACAUCGAUGGGCCGAAUCAUCGCCAGCGCAGCUGGAUUUAUGGCAACAGCUGGAGCGGCAGCACUGCUCUCGCAGCAACAGCGAACGCGGCUGCAGAUCGAGUGCUCUCCCACCUACAACGGCGUACCCGUUGCUGCGACGUUUCUGUUGCAUCAGUGCCAGGCCAUCUUUGACGCACAGUUCCCGGGCCUGGAAAUGUCUGCCAUAUUUUCGAUGAACCACCCCGAGUUCUCGUAUUCGGAGGACGGCGCUCUAUCAUUCUAUUGGCCAACGGAAGCCGUGGUCGAGAUCCCGGUAUUCGAACGGCUGAAUCAAAUCGAGGAAGCCAAACUUGGAACAGCUGGCAUCCGAAAAAAGCCCGUGGCCACACUACGGCUGAAGGGCAAGUGCAAAUACGGAUGUGCACAAGUGGAACUCGGGGAGAUGGUGCUGAUCAAGAAAAAUGGCGAGGAAGUCUGGCGAUGGACAAAAGAGAACUAGCGAGCAUACGCAGACAGCAUGUUGAAUAACGAAUCGGCACAUUGUCUCAUUCGGACAACUCGGCGUAGCCGAAUCAUAUCACAUACCCGGUCGAGUGGGUCAAAUCAUUUCCCUGGGAUGCGGGAGGAAGACGUGGAGCAAAGAGCAAGUUGCUGCAAGACCUCAGCGAGCGGAUGAUACAGGGGUCGGACUCACACAACCCACGCAGCGUGCACUUGGAUUGCACCGCCGAGUCCAAUACGAGUUGGAUGCGCGAUUCAAUGCACAAGCGAAAUGGUACUGUUCGACG